UAGCAAAGACGUGCGGCAGUGGGCGGCGCGGCGGACUUGUAGUUCCGGCGCAUUGCGCAGCACUACACCUGCACCACUUUGUAAUAAAAUGUGAGCUCCUGUCUAUAAAAGGAGAGGACCAACCGAAGACGAUGGUUUCUUCCAUUCGUAGCUGCACGUACUGACCGAACGCCAGUCCCGCCGAUUUUUUUAAAAAGAAAAAUAAUCUCUUGAAAAUUGGAAUUUUUCUACAUUUUCGAAUUCAUCACGCUCAGCUAUUCGGGUCUCCGGCUAUACACAUCUGACAUACACAAAAGAAGGCAGAAACAUGAUUGCUGUAAAAUUGGGCCUGAUCGAUUCGACGUCUUCAUCAUCGAGGACUCACCUGGCCUUGCGUCUCUCGCUGGCUCUACUCAUGAUUACCACUAUGUUAGCUGGUAGUGGUGAUGCUAUCGACCUGAUGAAAUUACUCGAUCAAAAACACCGAAGCUUCAAACGAGCUGGUGAACCGUGUCAUCCGUACGAGCCGUUCAAAUGCCCUGGCGAUGGCGCUUGCAUUUCUAUCCAAUAUCUUUGCGACGGAGCUGCCGACUGUCCCGACGGAUACGACGAAGAUCUACGCCUCUGUACUGCAGCCAAACGACCUCCUGUCGAAGAAACGGCCAGCUUCCUACAAGCUCUAAUCACCAGCCAUGGACCUGACUUCCUGGAGAAACUUUUUGGUGCUAAAGCCCGGAACGCGCUCGCUCCGCUAGGAGGUGUCGAGCGUGUCGCCAUCGCCCUAUCAGAAUCGCAAACCAUCGGUGAUUUCGGGAGCGCACUGCGUCUAAUGCGUUCCGACUUGGAACAUUUGCGGUCGAUUUUCGCUGGCAUCCAAAGUGGCGACAUGACGGCAUUGGCCUCAUUAGGAAUUAAAGACGCCGAGCUGGGUGACGUCAAAUUCUUCCUAGAGAAACUCAUCAAAACUGGAUUUCUCGACUAAAAGGAAAAGGAGGAGAGGGAAACGACAUGGUGCCAUUGGCAGAAAAUAUUCACUAUUGACUGCGUUAAGUGAAGAAAAAAUAAUAAUAAAAAUAAUUCCCAUAAUUCGGCCAGCAGGCAAAUAAGAAAGAAAAAAAAAAGAGAAAAGAUAAAUAACCUCCAUGUAGCACAAAAAAAAAUAAGCAAAUAGCCCUUCUAUAUAAGAAUUAAUGUCUUAAUAUUCCCUUUUUCAUUGUUGGUUAAUUUCAGUAGAACUUUUUCAUUUAAUCGCAAUAGCUUUAAAAACUUUGCUGUAUACAUAGGUUAAAGUUUACAUUUUCUGUGCUAGCGUCUAUGCGCCGGAUGGAUUCUAUGAUCCAAAGUCUUCUCUACAAUUAUCCCACAGACACACACUAGUCGUGUUGACCUGCAUCGAAACGAUUACCAGGAAAAUCACUUUAAUUUACUUUUUUUUCUUUUAAUAAUUCAACGCUGGUUCGCUACUUAAUUGAUUUGCAACAGACAUCUAGCACGGACCUGAUGACGGGAGAGAAAAAUAAGCUCGAUGAAAUGAAAUAUCGAUUAAUUAUAUUUACGCGAAUCAUGUAACCUUCUUCUUUUUCUUCUAUACACACAAUCAUAUGGCUA
This is a messenger RNA of Daphnia magna, 1587 nucleotides long. RefSeq names its product IDLSRF-like peptide. The transcript has 6 exons. Gene Ontology annotation, molecular function: protein binding. The coding region runs from base 308 to 961 and encodes 217 amino acids. The record is from RefSeq and is a predicted model, not a curated record. Lineage: Eukaryota; Metazoa; Arthropoda; Branchiopoda; Diplostraca; Daphniidae.